Messenger RNA from Lytechinus variegatus (green sea urchin), 1994 nucleotides. RefSeq names its product pre-B-cell leukemia transcription factor 1-like. Gene Ontology annotation, molecular function: RNA polymerase II cis-regulatory region sequence-specific DNA binding; DNA-binding transcription factor activity, RNA polymerase II-specific. The coding region runs from base 59 to 1264 and encodes 401 amino acids. Gene Ontology annotation, biological process: neuron development; regulation of transcription by RNA polymerase II; animal organ morphogenesis. Lineage: Eukaryota; Metazoa; Echinodermata; Echinoidea; Temnopleuroida; Toxopneustidae. Gene Ontology annotation, cellular component: nucleus. The record is from RefSeq and is a predicted model, not a curated record. The transcript has 6 exons.
CUUUAUAGUUCUGAGUAUUCGCGGAGCUCAAGAAGAAGAGCCGCCCGAUCCACAGCUGAUGCGGCUGGACAAUAUGCUGAUAGCAGAGGGCGUGGCAGGGCCAGAAAAGGGCGGAGGAUCGGCAGCGGCGGCAGCAGCAGCAGCAGCGUCGGGCGGAGGACUAGGCCAACCAGAGAAUGCUAUUGAACAUUCAGAUUACAGGGCGAAGCUGGCUCAGAUCAGGCAAAUCUACCAUACGGAACUUGAAAAAUACGAGCAGCAGGCAUGUAAUGAGUUCACAACGCACGUCAUGAACCUGCUCCGAGAACAGAGCAGGACGCGGCCCAUCGCCCCCAAGGAGAUCGAGCGCAUGGUCAGCAUCAUCCACCGCAAGUUCAACGCCAUCCAGGUCCAGCUGAAGCAGAGCACCUGCGAAGCUGUCAUGAUUCUACGCUCAAGGUUCCUGGACGCAAGGAGAAAAAGAAGGAACUUCAGCAAGCAAGCAACAGAGAUCCUCAACGAAUACUUCUACUCCCAUCUUAGCAACCCCUACCCAAGUGAAGAAGCGAAAGAAGAACUAGCAAGGAAGUGCGCCAUCACGGUAGCACAGGUUUCCAAUUGGUUUGGUAACAAGAGGAUCCGCUACAAGAAGAACAUCGGCAAGGCCCAAGAAGAAGCCAACCUCUAUGCUGCAAAGAACGCCGCCUCAGCCGUAUCCAGUGUCAACCCGUCCAGCCAAUCGCAGGCCUCGGCCGGCUCCCAGGAGGGACAGUCACCGGGCACGCCCACCUCGGGCUCGGGAGGGGGCGGCGGCUACGGCAUGUCAUCGGGCGGGGGCAUGAUGGGAAGCGGCGGAACGGAGUACAUGGGGAUGCCGAACGGAGACAGUUACCAGCUGCCAAAUCAAGUGGGUGCCAACGUUCAGUCCCAGGUGGCGAGCUUAAGACAGGUCAUAUCACAGACAGGUAGCUACAACAGCGACAGCCUGCCCCCUCACUCCCAGCCGCCGUCCAUUUACAACCCCUCAUCCCUGGGCCAGUACCCAUCAGGGAGGGCUAGCGGGGACAUGGACACCGGGUCCCAUGACCGUAUGGGUAGCGGUAGCGACAGCCAGCACACCUCACCCCGGGGUGGGGGUGAUGACCGAAGCAGCAACGGGAACGUCAACGAGGACGGCAGUGCCAGCUGGGCUGGCGGGCAAUCCAACCUCGACUUCAGUAUUCAACCGAUAGAGGGCGCUAACUUUGACGACGGCCGGGAUUCACGUAGCAGUAGUAAACACUGAGACCCUUCUCGAAGACUAUGUGAACCUCCAGAGUUUUUUAGGACUUUCCUUUUUUUAUCUUUCGCUAUAUAUCUCUGGCCCUUUUUAUGUUUCUAUUUCACAAAUAUAAUUUUUUAGGGAUGUUUGUUUAAUUCUUAUAAUUACAAACUGUAUUCAGACUUUGAUAGUUUAAUUUCUUCCAUUUUACUCAAUUAUGUUUUCAAGUAGUAUACAUAUGCAGCUGUGUUUCAAAAUUCAGUAAUUUUCCCCAGAUUUUGAAACGUUACACACGUUUUGGUUCGUUUUUAUUCAAAAGAGCAUAAUUUGCAUUUAUUGAUUCAAAAAUAAUUUUUGUGCCAAAAAGCAGAGAAAUAAUGCGAUGAGUACAUCUUUUCAAAAGUAUUUAUUGCCAUUAUUUAGUCUUUUCAGGGACAAGUAUGUAUUUAAUUCAAAUUUGAUUUUGAUUUUUAUCCAUUUUCAAGGGGAAAACUGUGGCUGUAAUAUAGACCAACUAGAAUAAUAACAGAUAGCUACAAAGUAAAUGUAAAAGUUUGAAAGAAUAUAGUUCACAAAGGAGAUUUUUGUUUAAAUUCACCAAAAUUAACUUUCACUUCAAAAGGCACAAUUUAUGUAAACACUACUCAUAAGAAGAAAAUAAUUUCAGAACACAAUAUUACAUCAAUGUAGCCUUUACUUAGACUCGAGUAUUCUUCUUACACAUAUUCCCACUGGCCUGUUUUACUGAUUGAGU